Mercenaria mercenaria is the source of this 2030-nucleotide messenger RNA. RefSeq lists its product as uncharacterized. NCBI's taxonomy places the organism in Eukaryota, Metazoa, Mollusca, Bivalvia, Venerida, Veneridae. The record is from RefSeq and is a predicted model, not a curated record. Bases 825 to 1802 code for a protein of 325 amino acids. The transcript is spliced from 2 exons.
UUAUAAUAUUUACAUUUUGCUCUUAUCUAAGCUACUUUACGGUAACAAAACGUGUCCGUCAUUGCUUAACUGCAUAAGGCUGUUGUGUGUCUUAGUGUUACAAAAAAGUUUCAAUUGUUGUACGCAAAAUUUAUCAGAAGAAAAUGUACAUACAAAUUAUGGUUGUCUACGUUUUGCUCAUUAGAUUUUCAACUUUAGAGAUAUCUGCCCAAGUGUGCAACGAUUUGUUAAAAUUAUUAAAACAUUUAGCACAACCUUAGUACUUUUGUGAAUAUGACUAUAAUUACCUUUGUUUAACAUCGGAUUUCUGUUGCGUGAGAAACGCUUUAGACAAUGUAUUAUAAGGGUAUCAAAUGAUUUGUUUAUUUACAAAUUUUGAAUAAUUAAAAACAAUAAGGUACAUGUAUGUCCUUUUGAUAUAUAAUUUCGCUUCGGACGUCGCAGAUAAGAACCAUGUUGUUAAUCAUAAUUGAAAAGAAAACAAACAAAUCUGUCAUUGUGAUGUUAAAUCAAUAUCAUUUAUAAAAGAAUUAUUGGUUUAAACAUAUUAUAUUUCCCAAUAUGUACAUUUCAAAUGAUUAUUUACAUAAAUAAAUUCUGGAUUGGACUGGAAGCCAGUAGGCUUAUUGAAGUCCUCUCCAUAGUGAAUUAUUAUAUUCAGUAUGAUUUUUUUUUUUUUUUUGAAAUUCAGUACAAUUAAAAUUGUAUAAUUUAAUUUUCGCAUAAUUCAGUAUAUCUAACUAGUGAAUAAAAAUGUACGAACCAUACAUAUAGACUAUUGUCACAUUGAGUGGUGUGUUCUUUUGUAUUUUAGCAGGGUAAAAAUGUGGAGGAUGCUAUUUCAAUUCAAUGUUUGCCUGCUAGCAUGUUACCUUGCUUGGUAUUUUUGGCGUGAAGCCGUGCUAUGCUCGAAUCGGUGUCGAUGUUGUGCUGAUGUUCAUAACUUAGUUAAUGAGAAAAAGUCUACUUCAGACCAAUUAGAAUCCUUUAAAACAACAAUUUCAAAACAAUUUGAAGAGACGCAAACUCAAAUGUCUGAUAUACUUGGUAUCAUGGAUAGAAAUAUUUCAGGGUACGAUCGAAAAUGGCGAGACAUAUUUAGCAAUGAAACAGAGACUGUAAAUCAAAGAUUUAAUUCAUCGGACCUUAGAUUGAAAGACGUUGUGAAAAAAUUAAAUACUUCAAUUGAAAUGUUGAAUGACACUAUAGAAAAUGUCAAAGUUAAAUCUACUGAAGACUUAAAGGAAACAUUAACAGAAAUAAGAGCUAAUAUAAAGAGUAUUCAAACAAAAACAGAGAGUUUAGAAAACAGUUUUGAAAUGUACAAAAGCACAGUGGAAGAUGAUAUAGAAAAUGUAGCAAAUCAAGCAUAUGACCGAUCACUUGAAACAAUAACAGAGAAGUCCAAUGAGCUUAGUGGCAAAAUACGCGAGCUAACAGGCAAAAUAGAUAGCAAGACUUCACUUUUCAGUACUGAAUUAAAUCAAUUAACGAGUCAUUUGUCAAAAUCAAAAGAGAACUUAGAAAACAAGCUUAUAAACGAUGCAGAAAUGCUGCGUUCUGAAGUUAAUCGAGACAUUGCUAAUUUAGACACAAUUAUGCAAGAAAUGUUAACUAACUCAAGGACAGAUAUUGAAGACACAAAGAAAAAACUGUCAAAACUGAGAGAAGAUAUGGAAGAACAGAAACGUCAAAAUGAUGUUAAUAUAGAAGAAUUAAAAAAGACUUUGACAGAUUUAAUACUGGAAAAUGUAUUAAAAGUUCAAACAAAAUGUCGUUGGUUUGCUUCAGAAGGUACAUAAUGAUAUAGAUCAGCUUAAGAAUGAAAUAGGACAGCUUAUAAAACUUGAAGUCGAGCAACUGUCGAAACAGGCGAUUGAAGCGAACCAAACACUUGCUGAACAUCAGAGAAUAAUUGAAAUCAUAUUUAGGAACAUAUUUAACAAAGAAAUGUUCACCAUAGCAUAUAUAGUACUUGUGGUACUGCUGGCCAUUAACUAUGGUAUUGUAUACGUACUAUGGAAACGAAC